This is a messenger RNA of Daucus carota subsp. sativus, 1493 nucleotides long. RefSeq lists its product as uncharacterized. The transcript is spliced from 2 exons. Lineage: Eukaryota; Viridiplantae; Streptophyta; Magnoliopsida; Apiales; Apiaceae. The record is from RefSeq and is a predicted model, not a curated record. The coding region runs from base 38 to 1243 and encodes 401 amino acids.
AAAUCAUAUGGUACUUUAGGAAAACUAAAGUCUAACAAUGUAUGUGGCCAGGCUCCUCUCACAUUAUACGAAAAAUCCUGAAUCUCUUUCGUUACUACCAGAAGGUCCAAACUCUGGUUACUUGGUGAUCCAAGAUGAAGAAGCUGAGACAUCUAGUUGGUUUGGAUCAUCCAAGAACCACUACCUUAAAAGCUUGCCUUUUCCUUAUAACAAUAUUCUGACCAUUCGAACUUAUGUUCAAAACAUACAAGAUUUAUCAACCGUAGAUAAAGUUGUCCUUAUUCCUGUUAUAAAUCAACCAUUGUCUUGUAACAGGUACUAUGCAAUUGAUGCAGGCAAUCAUAGGGAAAAUUAUAAAGGGAAAGGAUUCACCUGUUUGAAGGAUGAACAAGUAACGUGCCCCCACUGCAAAACCAGAACACCAAGCAAAACAAUUUAUGAUUUGACAAGAAGACCAGUUGACCCGCUAGGCAUCUAUCAACAGUUUCAUAUAUAUCUUGGGGGAACCACAGAGGGUGGCAACGGUUCCUUUUAUGCCAAUUCAGUUGCACAUGAUGCGUUCCCUCCAGAUUUCUUGAAGAUGAAACGUUGGUGCAUCAGGACGAGAAAGGCUAAAAACAGUAAGUUAGCUGAAGCUUUAGGUCUUGACUCAGACCUCCGUGCACGCAUUGCAGACACAAGCAUUCAAAUUUCUUGUAAGAGUUCUGAGGCUGUCAAAGUGGGGAUGUGGUACUGCCCUUUCAUUUUCAUUAAGGACCGAACAUUGGCUUAUCAGAUGAAAAAAUCAAUGUAUUAUGAGAUGACACUUGAGCAACGAUGGGAGCAGAUAUUUGAAUGCAAAAAUAAUUCUAUUAACUGCAAUGCUGUAAUGAUCACUGCACCUGUGCAGAAAGAAGUCGUAUUAGUGGGAGGCAGUGUAGCUGUUUGGGAUGCGAAGAAUGUGGUCGACAAGACUAUAUGGUUUAAGGCCAUUGAGACAAAAGGAGAAGAAGUAAGCGUUGGAUUGAGUUUAGAGAUAUUUGAAAGGAUGAAUUGGGAGCAAGAGAGAGCUGGAUAUGUUGGUGAAGGAAGACGACUAGUGACGUUUAAUAGAGUGGAGAAGUUUGGAGGAGGUUCUGAAGGAUGGAGGAAGUUUGGGUGCUAUGUAUUGGUGGAGAGAUUCGUGUUGAGAAGAAUGGACGGAAGCUUGGUCAUGACCUAUGAUUUUAAGCACACUCAUCAGGUUAGGUGCAUUUGGGAAUGAGCUACAAAGAAUCAAGUAUUGCGUGUGCUUCUUAGAAGGCCUUUCUUUGUGUUUUAUAGAUAUUUCUCAUGAGUUUCCGUUGCAAUUACACUGCUCGUUUUCUAUUUAAGGACUGCAGUUUCUUUCCUCUUGUUCCUCAAUAAGAGACCUUCACAGUUUCAUCUGUAUAUUUAUGUCAUGCCAAUUUGUUUACAAAAUAUAUGUUAUGUAAAUUAUGCAGUUUCAUCUGGAUAUCUAUGUGUGAGAAAAC